GUUAUUGGAGACGUCAAGAUGGGGAGGUUGCUUUUCGUUCUUCCGAUUUUAUCCUCAAUAUUUUUAAUUCAGUGCCAAGCAAACGCUUUGAAUAACACAACAAAGAACGAAAAGUAUAAGCAGCCCAAUAAAAACCUACAAAUCUCAUUCGACAUAGGAGGUAACAAGGCGGAUUCCCCAUAUGUUUCCAGGUUUCAGCGAACAUGUUCAACUCAAGAAUGUAAGGAAAUGGAAUUCAGUGAUAUGCUUGACUCCAUUCUAAGCUCGGAGUCAAACACGGAGGAUGAACCGACAAAGGCUCCACCGAAGAAGCUUCCACAUAGACCACGUCCACCCUACAAGAUUCGACGAAGGAAAAACGGACACAUUCUUCAUGACAUUGUAUUAUGGGUUGAAAGAACAAAGAGGGCAAUAUUUGGUUUUGGGUAACUUUUUCGCCUAGUUAUUUUCAAGUGAAAUACAAAAUAUUUACUAAUGUUUAAAA
Messenger RNA from Drosophila santomea, 484 nucleotides. RefSeq lists its product as uncharacterized. The record is from RefSeq and is a predicted model, not a curated record. Lineage: Eukaryota; Metazoa; Arthropoda; Insecta; Diptera; Drosophilidae.